AACCCUUUCCUCUUCCUCUUCUUCGAUUCCAUUUCACGAUCUGAUCUACGAUCUGAGCACCGGGACGAGGAAGGUCGGAAAGCUGUCGAUAAACUCGAGCUAAAGACUCGAAACCCUGACACGAUCAAUCAAGUCAAGAAGAAGCUGAUGGAGAAAGGCGUCCAAAGGAUGGAAAGGCACCCUUCCGACGGGACUCAGAUCAGGCGUCCGCCGCCGAAGUCAGGUCACGGCGGGAAGUACACGUGGGAGGGGGCAGCUCGGAUGGAGGAUUACGAGAUGCAGCCGGAUCCGUCGGCGAUGGACGAAGGCGAUCUUAAUUACGAUGAGGAGAAGAUCGGGGGUGGUGGUGGUGAUGACAUGGCGGUGGAGGUUGGGAAAGGUGAGGUUGAGGUGGCGAAGGAGGCGCCGGGAGGUGUGGCUAGGGCGGAGGUUGAUCCUCGCUUGAUCAGUCUUCCUUGAGUUGCUAGGACAAGGGAGAAAGUGUUGGGGCGAAUUUGAGAAGGGAGUGAAACUUUGGGGGUUUGAUUUUUAAUUUGAGUUUGUGACGUUUUAACAUCGUACCUCAAAAUAAACAGAAAAAUAUCUCUCAGAGAUCGCAGAAGAAGAAAACAAAAUCAUGAUCGACCUCGGAGAAGAAGAAUAGAAUAAUCAAUGGCGGAUGCUUCCAAUGGGAGUGAGUAUUUCGACCUCGACGUCGAGACGGGAAGAAAAUCGUUCGCGCGGCCGUUGAAUGCUGAGACAGUGGAGCAGGAUGAAGAAGAUCUGAGAUGGGCUGCGAUCGGACGGUUACUGUCGCAGAGACAAGGGAGCCAUUUAGCGACUCUGCGUCGGUCGCAAACUUCUGGUUACGCAGACGGGAACGUCGUGCAGACGAUUGACGUAAGGAAGCUUGAUCGUUCGGAUCGUGAGAUGGUUGUUCGUUAAGCUCUUGCCACUAGCGAUCAGGAUAAUUACAAGCUUCUCUCUGCUAUCAAGAAACGGCUCAAUAGCGUGUUUUAAACAGUUUGGGAAUGAUGAAGACUAGAAAACACAAGCUAACCAUAUGAGUCAUAUAGCUGACUCACACAAGAAUGGAAGUUGGAACCAUGAAAAAUGAUGGGUUUGAGGACUGUUUUGCUUUCACUCUAAUAUUUUUGUCUUUCAUCAAACAUACUUUUAUAUGUUCUAGGUGUUCUACUUUAUCAUGUACAAAGUUGUUUUGACUUUAUUUGUUCCAGGUUCACUCAUUAAAAUGGAUUUAGUCUUCCUACACAUCUUGG
This is a messenger RNA of Brassica oleracea var. oleracea, 1259 nucleotides long. RefSeq lists its product as uncharacterized. Lineage: Eukaryota; Viridiplantae; Streptophyta; Magnoliopsida; Brassicales; Brassicaceae. The transcript has 3 exons. The record is from RefSeq and is a predicted model, not a curated record. The annotation marks the transcript as partial.